Adineta ricciae is the source of this 1677-nucleotide messenger RNA. The record is from the annotation of a GenBank genome assembly. NCBI's taxonomy places the organism in Eukaryota, Metazoa, Rotifera, Eurotatoria, Adinetida, Adinetidae.
AUGUCGACAGACGAAACAGACAAUACGAAUGAAACCAAUGAUGAAAACGCAUCGAAGGAUCGCAAAAGUUCUCGUCGUCAACGUCAACAACUUCGAUUUGUUGAAGAUGAACAAGAAGACAAAGAACCGAAGUCUCCCUCAACUUUCAAGCCGCCCACACGAGCCAGUCGAUUCCUAUCUAUUUGUGAACCAUCCAUUGAAUUACCUAAAGUCAAUCUUUUGCACUUACGAGAGCUACACAAUCAAACAGUUGAUGAAAAAGAUUCCACUGAAUUGACGAAUGAAGAAUUUGAUAAAAUACCAUUUAAAAUUCAAAUCAUUCGCGAACGAUGCGAUGAUCUCGACAUUGCUCCAACAAAUUCUAAAGCAAAACCAGCUUUGGACAUACUAACGGUGAUUCCAAGUGCUUUAACGAAUCAACGUCGUUUAGAAAUUAUCGAGGAAAUUUUAAAAAAACUUAGUCAAACGAAUGUUCUCGACGAAAUUCGCCGAGCUAAUGCUAUUCCCUACCACUUACCACAAGACAACCAACUACAAAAAAAUGUUGCUCGUCGCAUCCGAGAAUUAACCGGUAGUGAUGUCGUCAUACUCAAUGAUCAUCUCUAUAUGAAAAAUCUAUGCAAGUCCAUCAAAGAAAAACGACAAAAAGACUUGCAAAAGAAGUUCGACCGACUGGCAGCUAAUGAAAAACAACGACAACUAUUGGAAUAGAUAUAUGAUCUUGAAUGGAUGCAAUAUCAUGUUUUUUUUUUGAUUAACAAAGCCUACUUUGAAGAAAAUGUUGCGUAUACUCUCAUUGGUGUUGGUCACGUUUGCGUGCUUCACACUCUCUUUAGCAGGUUUCAAUGCAAUACUAAUCCAUGUGAAUUAGGAGGCGAUUUUGUGGCACCUAAUUAUCAAUGUCUUCCAGCCACAGAUAAUAUUAAUAAUGUCGUUUGUACAUGUCCCGAUGGACAUGCGGAAAUAAAUCGACGUUGUCGUAUCUGUGAUGCGAUCAAUUGUGGACCGAACGGAGUCUGUAUAGAAAGAUCGUUUUUUGAAGGUCUGUUCUAUGCAUGCGGAUGUACAAAUGGGACAAAUAAUUAUCUAAAUCCAGGACCAUGUCCCGGAGCUAAUCCAACAACGACAACAACAACAGCAGUUCCUCCGACUGGCAUUUGUCUCAACGGUGGUGUGUACAAUAGCAUAACCGGAACAUGUACGUGUAUUAAUGGCUAUACUGGUCUUUACUGUGAAAUACCAAGUGGCCAAACAGGUUGUCAAAAUGUAGUUUGUGCCAAUGGUGGUGUCUGUAAUCCUAAUCCUCCGACUGAAAAUGGAGUUAUCAUGCAUUGCACAUGUGCCGCUGGUUUUGCUGGUCCAAAUUGCGAAUUAGUUGGUACACUCGGUCGUUGCGUGGCAGGUCUUUGUCAAAACGGUGGCGUCUGUGAAGAAAGAGUCACUGGUUCCUUAGUCUACGCUUUCUGUCGAUGUCCACCGGGAAUAACAGGUCAAUGUUGCCAAUCGUCAUAUUUUUCGUGUCCAAUGACCGGCGUCUACGCUGAUCCAAUCAAUUGUAAAUUCGGAAGAUAUUUUCAAUGUAAUGGUUAUACACUCUCUUCUCUUUCAUGUCCGCGAGGUCUUCGAUAUAAUUUCAUGAAGAUGCGUUGCGACACUGACGUUUCAUGUCCACCAUAA